Oryzias melastigma (Indian medaka) is the source of this 9423-nucleotide messenger RNA. It is a transcript of the gene nav1b, whose product is annotated as neuron navigator 1b. The transcript has 33 exons. NCBI's taxonomy places the organism in Eukaryota, Metazoa, Chordata, Actinopteri, Beloniformes, Adrianichthyidae. Gene Ontology annotation, molecular function: ATP hydrolysis activity; ATP binding. Gene Ontology annotation, biological process: neuron migration; microtubule bundle formation; neurogenesis. The record is from RefSeq and is a predicted model, not a curated record. Gene Ontology annotation, cellular component: microtubule cytoskeleton; axon initial segment. The coding region runs from base 781 to 6540 and encodes 1919 amino acids.
UGCCAGCAGAACUCAUGCAGGGGAUAAUCUUAGUGGCACUUUGCAAUCCCUACUUUAGGAUUCAUUUAGAAGUGUGUGAGCUCAUGCUUCUGUCAGUCCUUCCUCUUAAUCUGACACCACUGAACCGGCUCCCAUUUGGCCCAGAUUCUCGCAGAGGGUCAUGGUGAGGGAGCCUGUGCCCUGUAGCCAGCCAUCUACAAACAGCCGGUGACAAUUCGAAUUAGUUCAGUUGACCGGUUCUGGCUGUAACUCAUGACAAUAAGCACCAGGCGGAAAAGACAAACACACAAUCUGCAAUGCCGGGCUAGGACAGCUGAAGACAGCCAAACACAAAAGGGGUGCACAGUCAGAGACACUUUUAGGAGCAUUUCAUCAAGUGAAUGGCCCAGUUUUAGCUCAGCACUUUUGUGCAGAGACUUGAACUGGAACGGAGCCAGAUCCAUUUUCCAGAGUGUGCCCACUUGCUAAGUAGUCGGAUGCACGGGCAGGAACUGCAGCAGAGGAUCUGUCUUGAUUAUUGUUAUGCAAGCAGGAGGAGAGCAGUCCCACUUUGAUCCAGACAUUGGACGGAGGCUGAGAUGCCUCGUAGUUCGAAGCUGCUGCUUGCUGCCUCUGCUGAGAAGCUGCACAUCUACGACUUUGCACUGUGUGCUGGGAAAUACGGAUGGAGUGAAAACACCUGAACGUCGUGGCGUAGCAUCCUCAGUCUGGGAUAUGCUUAUAUUUUUCUGUUUCUGAAGUUACAUUUCUUAGAUUUCAGCUCGGUGACGGCCACCAACCAUGAGUAGUGGAGCCAACAUCAAAGCUCUCUCCCAGAGCCGGCGCGACGCAGGUGUCACCUCGAGUCUGCCUUUACCUCACAGCAUGAUGCCUCUGCCAAACAUGGAUCCCAAACAGCAGAAAAGUUCCCUUCCCAAUCCGACAGUGCAGUAUCAGCACUCAGAACGACGGCAGUCUGCAUAUUCUUCAUCCUCUGCUUCCUCGGGUCCUGCAAACCUGCUGAAGGGUUCCACUUUGAAGAACCACCUGCUGCAGCAGAAGACCAGUAUGUAUUAUCACAGGGGUUCAGCAGCUGCAGGGAGAACUGAUGGAGUGUGUUCAGCUUACAGCAGCCCUCAGGUUCCAAAGAGGGAAACUCCUCGCUCCAAAGACACAUUAGACCUCUGCAAUACCACGCUGACACAGAGGGCUUUGAGAGACCUGCAGAUGAGGAAAAAUUCCAACAAGAACUGGACUUUUGGGAAGUAUCGUCAAAGAAAUGUGGAGAAUGCAUGUCAGGGGGACACCUUACACCGCCUCACGGCUAAUCCUCAAUCAGGCCAGGGACGAGGGCGUCUUCUUUACUCUAAAAGCUUGAACGGCAAUGAGACGUCAGUGGUGUCCACUUCUGGGUUGGAAAACUUCCACAAAAAUGCAAGAAAAAGCCAGGAAAUGGGGAAUACUUUGGAAGAGUCUAUCAAAAGGAAACCGUAUUCCUCAUAUCAGACGUUCAACAUGGCACGCAGAUCAAGUGAGCCAGGAAAAGUCAACAUGGCAGCUGUUGCUCCCUUCAGGUUCAGAUUUCAGGUAAAUGAGGACACAGAAGCUGCUGCUGACAAUCUGAGCGACUGUUCCUCUGACUCCAUGGAGGUCUGCUGUGAUGAUUUGGACCCCGAGUCCCAGAGGAAACGAACUGUGCAGAACGUUCUUGAUCUCCGCCAGAACCUGGAGGAUACGAUGUCGAGCCUGAGGGGAUCCCAGCUGAGCCACAGCUGUCUGGACAGCAGUAACAUGGGCUAUGACAGUGAUGAGACCAACGCUCGCAGCAUAUCCAGCAUGUCCAAUCGCUCCUCCCCCCUGUCCUGGCGUCACGGCCAGUCCAGUCCCCGUCUGCAGGCCGGGGAUGCCCCAUCCUCAACAGGCAGUGGAUUUCAGGGGGGCAAGAGUGCUUCCCCAUACACAGCCCACACAAUGCCCGCCCGCUGCUCAAGCCGCCUCAGCAGCUCAUCCCGGAUUGAGCUCAUCGAAAAUCUCGAUGUUGAUGACCUCAAGUCUGGGUACAUGAGUGACACCGACCUUCAAGCGAAGACUCUUCCGGAUGAUGACGAUGACGUCAACCUGGAUAACGGUUGGGAUGAGAGCAGUUCCAUCAGCAGUGGGCUCAGCGAUGGAGAUGGAGAUGGCUCCGAGAACCUCAGUUCAGAGGAGUUCAAUGCCGGCUUAUCUCUUAACUCCCUCCCGAGCACCCCCUUGGGGACAAGACGUAGCUCGUCUGUUAUGCUUCGUACAGAUGCAGAAAAGCGCUCCCUGGUGGAGAGUGGGCUCUCCUGGUACAGCGAGGACGGGAAAACCAGUCACAAAUUUAAUAGCUGCAGCUUUGAUUCGGGAAGUCUCAAAACGGAAGCUCCGAGCAAGUGGAGGAAAAAGCCUCCAAGUCUCGGGGAAGAUUUUGGAGUUAAAGGAGAACUGAAGAAACCUCAAAGUUUGGGCCAACCUGGAAGUUUAAAUCGAGGCAGAAAUCCUCCAGUGGGAGUGACAUCCCCUAUUACCCACACCUCACAGAGCAUGCUCAAAGUUGCAGCACCUAAAAGUGAGAAGCCUCUGGACAAAUCAAAGAUCUCUGUCAGAACUGCUGGCCUGCAGCGGUCUCGUUCAGACGCUGGUAGGGACCAUCAUGGGGAGCACCGCAAACCGCCAUCAGGAUUACUCAAACCCUCUGCUGUUGGCUCCUUUGGCUACAGGAAACCCCCAGCAGUCACUGGUGCUGCAGCUGUCAUGACAGCAGAGGGCACCACCAUCCACAGUGGCUCCUCCACCGUGGGGAAAGCCCCCAAGUCAUCUGGCAUUCCUGUGAAACCUGUGGGAGGUGGAACACCCACUGGUAGAAAGAAUAGCUUUGAUGCCAGCAGUGACCAGAGGUUCUUGGGGCCGAAUGCCCGAAACAGCAUUCAGUACCGCAGCCUGCCCCGACCAGCCAAAUCCAGCACACUCAGCGUGAUUGGACGCCCAGCAACUCGGCCCAUCAGCAGCACUAUUGAUUCCAGCUUGUUGAGCUUGAAGCCUGUGCCCAUCGGCUCCACGGGGCCCCGCGUCAAAGAACCAGGCGGUAAAAUGAUCAAUCGAACAAGUACGGGUCCAGUAAACCUGACGGACAGGGAGAAGGAGAAGGAACGAGCCAAAGCCAAAGCUGUGAGCGUUGACAUGGACUGUUGCUCGUUAAAAAGAGAGAACAGCCAAUCAGAGUCCACAGGAGAAGCUGCUGUGAAGCUACACGGCCUGAGACGGACCAGCAGCAGUAAAUACCCAGAACUCUCCUCUCCAACAACACCAAGGAUGCUGAACUCAAAGGCUCUUGGUCGCCCGCCCAGUUUGGCGCACCUAGACAAGGUCAAUUCCAACAGCCUUGACUCCUGUGUGACGAUUCAGGACCUUCCACCCAAAGUCCCCCCAUACUCCAAGCUUCAAGAUUUAGCUGCCUCCCACCCUGCUCCUCGCCUCACCCCGAGCCCAGCACCUGUCCUUCAUAUGGACUCUCCUGCCUACACCAGCGAUCGUCUUAGCGGAUCCCCCAUGUACUAUCCUAAGCUAUCAGGCAUGCACCGCAGCCUGGAGUCCCUGCCCCUCCAGAUGAGCGUGCCCUCCAGUGCACGGCUUGCCGCAUCAGAAGCACGGGACAAAGAGGAAAGAAGCACAGGAACAUGGGGGGGCGGAAGCAGGACGUCCCUCAGCCUCUCAGAGAGCAUUCAAACAGACCGGAACACACUGCCAAAGAAAAGUUUAGAGUGUUAUGGCUCCAGCCUUUCAGAGAGUGAUGGAAACAAACCAGGAAGGCGCCACUCCCACACCAUCGUGAGCAUGACCGAGAGUGACAGCCCUCCUCAGCUUCCUUCUCCCACUCGUCCUCCUCAGGCCUCCUCCAGCAGGGCUCUUCUCACUAACGUGGUUGCCCCAAUUUCCUGUGGCACCCCGAGGAUCUCUCGCUCCAGCAGCACAGGGCCUCCCACAGACUCGGCGUGUGAUCUGUAUGGAUCCUCCCCCCUGGGCAGCAGUAUGUCUCUGGCUGACCGACCAAAAAGCAUGUUGAGGUCUGGUUCUUUCCGUGAGCAGGGAGAUGAUGUGCAUGGCUCUGUGUUGUCUCUGGCCUCCAACGCCUCAUCCAACUACUCCUCGAAUGAGGAGAGGAUACAAGGGGAGCAAAUCCGAAAGCUGAGGAGAGAGCUGGAGUCCUCCCAGGAAAAGGUCGCCAAUUUGACCAUGCAGCUUUCUGCUAAUCUUGGCCAGGCUAAUCUUGUGGCAGCCUUUGAACAGAGUCUGGCACUAAUGACAGCACGUCUCCAGACACUGUCAGUCUCCUCAGAGCAAAAGGACUCUGAACUCACUCAACUAAAGGACACCAUUGAGAUUCUAAAAGCCAAAAAUACAGAGGCCCAGGAAAUUAUACAGAAUGCUCUUAGUAAUCCCGAGAUCACCCCUAAAGAGCUGCUCAUUAACCGCCAGAACUCCUCAGAGAGCAUCUCCAGUCUCAACAGCAACACAAGCCACUCCAGUGUAGGGAGUCUGAAGGAGCUGGAGGCCAAGAAGAAGAAAAAGAAGAGCUGGGUUUUUGAGCUGCGGAGUUCCUUCAACAAGGCUUUUAGCAAGAAGGGAUCCAAAUCAGGAGCAUAUGCAGACAUUGAAGAGAUUGCCACCCCAGAAUCCUCACUGCCCUCCUCCCCCAAGGUUCACAGUAUCGGUGAAAACCCUCAACAUUCAGCUAAAUCCUCUGCAUCAUCAUCCUCAGGGGUCUUUGAGGGCAGUGAGGGGAUGGAUGAUAAGGUUGUAACAGAACUGCGUUCAGAGCUGUGGGAGAAGGAACGCAAGCUCACGGACAUACGGCUGGAGGCUUUAAACUCCGCCCAUCAGCUAGAACAGCUGCAGGAGGCGAUGACCAACAUGCAGAGGACGGUGGAGAACCUGAAGGUGGAGAAUGACCAGCUGAGGACGGGUGGUCUGUCCCCCUGUCCAUCUCCUGGACCAUCCAGCUCUGUCUCCCAGUCCUCAAGUCUCAUGGCUCUGGGGAGCUCCUCCCCCCGCCAAUCCGUGGCUGUGAACAUGCCAAAGAGUUACAGCAGAGGGCUCAGUGAGGGAGGUGGCACAGACAUCCACUCUGCAGAUUCUCUCAGCCUUUCCUCACAGAGAGAUGAUCAUCGGGUCAGGGUGCUGGUUUGUGUUGCAGAUUUGCGCGUUUUCAAAGAUGAGGUGAAACAGCAGGAUUUCUUCAUUGGGACUGUUAGGGUGAAUGGAAGGAUGGACUGGGUCAUGCUUGACUCAGCUGUCAGCCAGGCUUUCAAGGUUUACAUCGCAAAAGUCGACCCGACAUCUAGUCUUGGCCUUUCUACAGACUCCAUCUACAGUUACAGUAUGGGCCACAUCAAGAGAGUGCUGGGAGGGGACGCCCCCGAGACCCAGCCAUCCCGCUGCAUGUCUCGAGGCCCCAGCAGCAUCACAGUGGCUCUGAAAGGUUUGAAAGAGAAGUGUGUGGACAGCCUGGUAUUUGAGACUCUCAUUCCCAAACCCAUGAUGCAACACUACAUCAGUCUCCUACUAAAACACCGCCGUCUCAUCCUGUCUGGGCCGAGCGGCACGGGUAAAACCUACCUUGCCUCCCGCCUGGCUGAGUACCUGGUGGACCGGAGCGCCCGCGAAAUCACAGGCAGCAUCGUGGUCACUUUCAACAUGCACCGCCAGUCAUGCAAGGACCUGCAGCUUUACUUGUCUAAUUUGGCCAAUCAAAUCGAUCGAGAAAGCAGCGCCUCUGAAAUCCCACUCGUAGUUAUUUUGGAUGAUAUUCACGAUCCUGUUGCCAUCAGUGAACUUGUUAACGGGGCUCUCACCUGCAAAUACCACAAAUGUCCUUACAUUAUUGGUACGAGCAACCAGCCAGUGAAAAUGACAGCAAACCACGGCUUACAUCUCAGCUUCAGAAUGGUGAUUUUCUCCAACAAUGUGGAACCAGCCAAUGGCUUUCUUGUGCGGUAUUUGCACAGGAAAUUGAUGGAGUCGGAGGAUGAGAGGAAUUUAAACAAUGAGGACUUGAUCCGGGUGUUAGACUGGCUACCCAAACUGUGGUAUCAUUUGCAUGCGUUCCUUGAGAAGCACAGCACAUCAGACUUCCUAAUAGGUCCCUGCUUUUUCCUGUCCUGUCCCGUCACUGUGGAUGAGUUCCGAUCUUGGUUUAUCGACCUCUGGAAUUUUUCUAUUAUUCCUUAUCUGCAAGAAGGUGCCAAGGAUGGCAUCAAGGUCCACGGACAGAAAGCGGUCUGGGAGGACCCAGUGGAGUGGGUGAGGGGCACCCUACCAUGGCCGUCUGCCCAGCAGGACCAGGCAAAGCUCUUUCACUUACCUCCUCCCAGCGUCAGCUCCUGCAGCCCAAGUCAACCCAGUGAGGACAGGCCUCACAAAGAGACUCCGCCCAGCUCCAUGGAAUCGGAUCCUCUGAUGGCAAUGCUUUUGAAACUUCAAGAGGCUGCCAAUUACAUCGAAUCUCCAGACAAAGAAGACCCUGGCCUGCCCAAGCUUUGAACACCAACAUUGAACAUGUAUAUUUUUUUUUUCUUGCAGAAGGUGUGCACAGUUAGGAAAAGCACCUCCCGUUCUCACCUGAUUUUCAGCAGUCUGGCUUUGACGUAUAAAAUCCAAAUUAUUGUAAUGGAUCCAGAAUGAGCGGUCUACAAACGCUGCAUGUUAUUCUACUGAAUUAUAUUUAACACCUCUUUAGCCCUUGAUGCUCUUAGAUUGGUGCUAACUUCAUCCUAUAAAACCCAGUUUUCUUGACUUCAGGGGAUUUCUGCAAAAAACUUUGCAUUGCGGGACAUUAAGUCCCCAUCAAAUGGCGCUAUUCUUAACUUGUUUUGGAAAAGAGUAUGACAGCAUAACAGUCCAAUGUUCCUGGCACAGUUCUUUGGUACAUAUCUACCAUUCAAGUAUUUAAAGGCCAAAUCUUUUACAUAUGCAAUCCUAAACUUUACAACUAGAGCAGGUGAAACAAGCAUGCCUUAAGAGCUAAGACAUCCGCGUCACCUCAACCCUAGCAGAGCACUGGUGCUUUCAUCAUCAUACAAAACCGUCUAACCACAUUUUUACCUCAUUUUUUCCAUUCAUCACAACCAGUUUUCCCUCAACUGAAGUUCGAAAAAUCGAUUUUAAGACGAAGUUUACGACAAACGUCUUUCUUAUAGUUUCCUAUAAUUAUAAUUUGAUAAAAUAAUCUUGCUGUCAUACUCUUUUGGAUAAAACACGACUUUGUGUUUCCAGUGAUGUGUGUUUCUCACUGCACAGACUUCUUUCUUAUUUUAAAUCAUCUCAAAUAAAACAAACAGUUGCAGCCAUGCUGCUUUAAAUGUCAGGUAUAAGAUACAACACAGGGAUAUAAUAUAUAAAAAGAAACAUUAUCUUAAAAAAACAUACUUACUGGUUCAUUUUCUGUAAAUGUAUCUCAAAGAGCACAUUUGUUUAACGUCUGUAUAUAUCAUGUACAUACAAUGAGACAUUACUUUAUGUACAUCAAUGGGUGCAUAUAUCUAGAGUUCUGAACCAAACACUGUUUUUUAGUCUUGCAUAUUGACUGUCAAAUUCAUGUCAUUUCAACUAUGAAUGUAUAUAUAAAUAUAGGAGUAUAGAACCUUAAAAGAAAGAACAUAACAGUAUUAUGUAGUAGGUGCUUUUAACAGAAGCCUUAUCAAAGAUUCACAGCAACACUUUCGACAGUGGCUUAGCCGAGUGGCCUAAAGCUGCCUGAAACUCACCAAAUGUGUUCAACACCAUCAUUUAGGUUUGUUUGGUGCUCUCACAAAAGGCCCCUCACUGUUGUAGGACUGAGUAAGACUCACAUGCUCAUGCAGGGUUGAUGUCCUAGGAGUCAUUUUAUGUCAAACACAACAUAGAGUUCAUGUCUGAGGUUAGUAGGAGGUGUUUUAGAAUAAGUGCUGAUGACAUUAAGUGAAUACAGUAAAGUGAUGUGAGACAUUGUGUGGUGUAUACCCAUGUCGAUGUCGUACAAUACGCACAUGAAAUCACUUUGGAUACACAAAUAAAAAGAAAUAAGUUUAAAAGGAAACGUUUAAAGACUUUAUAAGUGCUUUAGGUACUGUUCUUUCUGUUAAAGGGGCCUUUGGGACGUUUAUAAAAUGUGAAGAAACUUGUGGUGCAAGUGGUGUAGAAAAAACAACAAAUCAGUCAUUGUUUUUGUGUUCAGACAAAAGUUCACAAAUGAAUGUGGGUCCACUCUGACAGCUUAAUAAGAUAGUGUAACCUUUUACAUUCAGUUUGUGCUGCACAAGUUGUUGCUCUGAAUGCAUUAUUAGAGUAAUUGCAGACAAACAAAACAACAAUAAGUUAAAUAUAUUUAGGAGUAAAACCAUUUAUCAAAAACAUGAAAUAGCUUAAUUAUUGUAAAUAUUUCAAAUAUGUGAUGAACAUGCUGACUACUUUCUGAUCUUUCUGCGACAGUAUCUCAUUUCAUGGACUGGUUGUUGUUGCUCUGUAGCAGUGUUUUUUUCUUUGCUUACUAGUGUUAUCAGGAUUUUGCAGCAACUUCUAUUAGUGUCAGCAAUCAGUCAGUGUCUUAGUAUCACAAGCCACUGAGCUGUUUUUAUUUAGUAUUUCUGGAUAGUGCCCAAAUUUAGACAAACCACACCACAAAUGAAGCCUUUUCAGCUGGUGAGACAGCUUUAAAGGGAGGAAGUAUUACUUGGUGUGGCACUGGAGACAGGGUUUCUAAGACGUAUCAAAUCAUGCAAGCUGUUUGAUGUGCUUUGCACUUAUGUGUGACAACAGAUGCCAUGUGUCUUACUUUAUGAAUAGUCAAAACGAAUAGAAAAGAGAUUAAGCCUGGUGUGGUUGGCCCAAAUCAGCUGAUUUCAAUGGAGUGAAUCCAACAUCAGAUACUACUCUGAUGCGUUAAGCUGAUGCAGGUUGCUUCAUAGUCAUAUUGUGGCAAAGCUUGUGUUUAAAAUUAAAAAAAAAGUAACGCUUCAUCUAUUCUUGCUGAUGUUUGAAGAUGAGGAGUUUCUAAGUGUUUCAAUUGCAUGUAAACUUGCUGUGUGAUGGGACAAAAGUGAUGAAACUAACAUUGUUUAAGAAAGUCAUUCUAGAUAAUGUUUUCUUUUGUAAUACUCAAAGAUUUGAUAUUUCUUUUUCUUUCUUUUUUUCUAAAGAAUCCUUUGUAAAACCUCAUUUUCUCUAUUUUGUACAGAACAUGGUUGUAAAAAAAAAAGAAAACGUGUAAAUACAGUGUUCCGGCGUUCUGGGUGCGGCAACAAUCAUUGAGGAAGAAUAAGCAACACUGUUGGUGGAGGAAUAUAUUUCUGGAAAGUUGGUUCCAGUAUGAGGAUAAGGCAUGCUCCUGAAGGCUUUCAUCCACCUGUCACUGUUUGUUGGAAUUAAUAAAAUACAUGUUACAUUUAA